AUGUCUGUCGGGCGUCCCUUCACGCUCCGGGCGCCCGAGAGUCCCCUGAAGGACAAACAGAGCGAGGCGUGGCGGCAGCGGCGGGAGAAACAGCUGAGGACGGCCCCUAAGGAACGGGGCCUGGGAGAACAGCGCCGACAUUGGCCCCACAAAGCCAGACUCCAAAGCGGGACUGCUGACCACUGCCGUCCACCGCAAACCUGCGCCGCCAUGCCCGCCUUCUUCACGCGCAGGCGCAUCUACAACGGAGGGGCGGUUGGGCGGAGUCAAGGGCCGGAAGUGGCUCUUAGCACUGGCCAUCCCAGAAAACCCGACAACCGGAACAGCCCGGAGGUCCCGCCCCCAGACGGAACACUGGGUUGCUGGGCAACCGCUGGGGGCGCCGGCGCCGGGCUCGCUGCUGAGUGGAGCAAGCCGAGUGUAGCUCCCACCUCCUGCCCUGGCAACCUCCCUUCCCGCCCGCCUCCCUUCUCGCCGCCUCUCCUUGCGUCGCGGAAUCCCUGCCCUUGGCACUACUUGCACCUCUCCGGCUUCCACGACGCUUUAGUGCCCACCUGCUUCGAAGCCAGGCGUCACCGAAAGCGAAGCGGUCCGAACCCGGACGUGGCCUCCAGGUUGACGGACCGCACCUCUCCGGCCAUGGCCACCUACACCUACACCAGCCGGCCCCGGGCCCUGCCCUGCCAGCGCCGCCGUUACCGGGACAACCUGUUGCAGCCAGCUGAAGAACCUGUGCAUCAUGGAAACAUAAUGUAUGACCGAAGGGUGAUCCGAGGCAACACUUACGCUCUGCAGACAGUACCACUGCCUGGACAGCCUGAUCCUGUAGAGAUUCAGAGGAAACAGCAGGCUAAGAGGAGGGCUCUUGCCAAAAAACGAGCCCAAGAACAGCUCAGACCACGAACGCCUGAACCCGUGGAAGGCAGAAAGCACGUGGAUGUGCAAACAGAGUUAUACCUUGAAGAAAUUGCUGACCGCAUAAUAGAAGUUGAUACGGAAUGCCAGACAGAUGCAUUUUUGGACAGACCACCAACACCACUCUUUAUUCCUGCCAAAACUGGCAAAGAUGUGGCCACCCAAAUACUAGAAGGAGAGCUCUUUGACUUUGAUCUUGAAGUUAAACCAAUGUUAGAAGUUUUGGUGGGAAAGACCAUUGAGCAGUCCCUUCUGGAGGUGAUGGAAGAGGAAGAGUUGGCUGACCUGCGGGCCAGCCAGUACGCACACGAGGAGUUACGCAACAUCGAGCUUGCAGAAGUUCAGCGACUCGAAGAGCAAGAGAGACGGCACCGAGAGGAGAAAGAACGUCGUAAGCAACAGCAGUGGCAAACCAUACACAAGCAUAAGGAGACCUCACAGAAGAUCGCCGCCCGAGCCUUCGCGCAGCGCUACCUGGCCGACCUUCUCCCUUCCGUGUUUGACAGUCUCAGGGAUGGCGGCUACUUUUAUGAUCCCAUUGAAAGAGAUAUUGAGAUGGGAUUCUUCCCAUGGCUAAUGAAUGAAGUUGACAAAGCCAUGGAAUACAGCAUGGUGGGAAGAACAGUGCUUGACAUGUUGAUUCAUGAGGUGGUUGAGAAAAGACUGAGUCUGUAUGAGCGUAAGGAGGACAAGCCCUCAUCUCUGAAACCUGAGGACAGGCUUGGUGGUCCUGGAGGAAUGAGAGAUCCGCUGGUGGGUAAUGGAUUCCAGGGUCCUGGUGCAUCACAGUCACAGAGGCCACUCCCAGACAGAGACUUCCCACAAAGAACACCCUACGAUGGAAGGUACAUGGAGAAAGUGUUAUCUAAAGAAAGGAGGCUUAUGGAGGAAGAGGAUGAACAACCAGAAAUAAGGAACGCCUUCGGGAGGGAAGAACUGUCCCAGUAGAGGGGAGCUUCAGAGCCAUGGAGCCAAACAACAGCCAGUCAGCAUUGCAAGCAAUCAGGUAAUGAUGCGUGAGUCCCCUCAGGUUAUGGAAAUUAUGUUGUGUUUAGUCAGCAUGCCUUCUUGUCUGAUGGACUGGGCAAAUCAAUACGUUGAAAUAAUAAAACUAAUUUUUAAAAUGAAA
Molecule: messenger RNA, 2044 nt
Organism: Camelus dromedarius (Arabian camel)
Lineage: Eukaryota; Metazoa; Chordata; Mammalia; Artiodactyla; Camelidae
Gene: RSPH3
Product: radial spoke head 3
Cellular component (GO): cilium
Source: RefSeq, a predicted model, not a curated record